This is a messenger RNA of Clupea harengus (Atlantic herring), 1405 nucleotides long. It is a transcript of the gene spo11, whose product is annotated as SPO11 initiator of meiotic double stranded breaks. Gene Ontology annotation, molecular function: ATP binding; DNA topoisomerase type II (double strand cut, ATP-hydrolyzing) activity; DNA binding. NCBI's taxonomy places the organism in Eukaryota, Metazoa, Chordata, Actinopteri, Clupeiformes, Clupeidae. Gene Ontology annotation, biological process: reciprocal meiotic recombination; meiotic DNA double-strand break formation; meiotic DNA double-strand break processing. The record is from RefSeq and is a predicted model, not a curated record. Gene Ontology annotation, cellular component: nuclear chromosome.
UGGUAGUUUUACAGUUUAUAUUUGACUUAUGCUUGCUUUCAGGAGACCUAUAACUUAAUAGCCUAACGUUAGCCUAAAACCUAUGCUCACUAUCAGCUAGCUAAACACCUGACUAGCUUUGAUAUCUUGUAGCUAAAGCUUGCAGUCAGUACAUUUCGUUAUCCAGUGUUAUUGCCUGGUCUACCUGUACGUCGAAGCCGAAUAUGUCUGAGCAGUUCCUUGAGGUAGACAGGUUACGCUCUGAACUGUUAGAAAACAUUAACGCUGUUGACAGCGCCUCCACAACAACUGCGAGGGAAGAGUCCGUAUGUGGCCAGGAUCUUUUGACGCGAAUCGAGGGUGUAAUCCUUGACAUUAUAAAUAGUUUAUCCAGAGAGGAAGCACCAGUGCUGAUCCUGCAAAAUCGUAAUAGUUGGGCCAAUGUAAGCUUUGACAGUGCAGUGGGCCUUCAAUUGAACUCGGACGUCUCCGUCAGCACCCUCCGCAGUGACUGUGCCUCAUCCGUCAGCAGGUUUGCAUUAACUCUGAAAGUCCUCUCAACUAUUUACAAACUUGUCCAGAGUAACUCCUAUGCUACCAAAAGGGACAUUUAUUAUAACGACACACAGCUGUUCCGCUCUCAGAGGACGCUCAACGCCAUUGUGGAUGACAUCUCGUGUAUGCUCAGGGUCCCACGCAGAAACCUACAUGUGCUUGCCACAUCAAAAGGGUUUGUCUCUGGUGAUCUGUCCUAUCUGGAAGAAGACGGCACCAAAGUUGACUGUAGCUCCACUUCCACUGCUGUUCCAGUUUCGUCCAAUGUCUGUGGAAUAAAGAAUAUUGUAUCAUCUGCUAAGUUUGUACUGAUUGUAGAGAAGGAUGCAACAUUCCAGAGGAUGUUGGAUGAUGAAUUUUGCACUAAGCUGUCUCCAUGCAUCAUGAUAACCGGGAAGGGUGUCCCCGAUGUCAACAGUAGACUGAUGGUGCGGAAGCUGUGGGACACUUUGCAUGUGCCCAUCUUUGCACUGAUGGAUGCAGACCCACAUGGCAUCGAAAUAAUGUGUAUCUACAAGUAUGGAUCGGUGUCUAUGUCUUUUGAGGCGCACAACCUGACCGUUCCCAGUGUGCUGUGGUUGGGGCUCCUACCGUCCGACAUUGAGAGACUCAGGGUGCCACAGGAAGCUCUGAUCCCGCUGACAGCGCGAGAUGAGAGGAAACUGCAGAGUCUAAGGAGCAGGCCAUACCUCACCUGCCAGCCCGAAUGGGAGAGAGAGAUGGAGAUCAUGGACAGACUGAAACAUAAAGCUGAGAUUCAAUCGCUGACCUCCAUAGCCCCUGAUUUCUUGACGCGUGUCUACAUGCCCAACAAACUGCGAUAUGGAGGCUGGGUGUAAGCUUACCGCCUCCUGCUGGAGAAACUACAUUA